Messenger RNA from Pollicipes pollicipes, 1376 nucleotides. Its product is annotated as lachesin-like. Gene Ontology annotation, cellular component: plasma membrane; axon. Gene Ontology annotation, biological process: dendrite self-avoidance; axon guidance; homophilic cell-cell adhesion. NCBI's taxonomy places the organism in Eukaryota, Metazoa, Arthropoda, Thecostraca, Pollicipedomorpha, Pollicipedidae. The record is from RefSeq and is a predicted model, not a curated record. The transcript has 11 exons. Bases 96 to 1376 code for a protein of 426 amino acids. Gene Ontology annotation, molecular function: cell-cell adhesion mediator activity.
CGUCGAGGCGGUGUCCGGCGCUCAGCAGUGAACAGGGACGGGCGUAGCGCCGGAGUGGUCUGACGGGCAGGGUAGCGCCAGGCGUCGGGGGCACCAUGAGCGCGGCGCGGGGCGUGUGCCGGUGGGCGCUGCUCAUCACUGUGGCUGUCUUCAGUCAAGUGGGCGCCAAGGACGUGGACUUCGACUACCCGGACGUGCUACCCGUGUUUGUGACGAAGCCGGCCGCCUUCAGCGUCAAGGAGGGCGACACCCUGGAUCUGCCCUGUCAGAUCCGGGAGCUCGGUCCGUACCCGGUGGUGUGGCGGAAGGGAAACCGGGUCAUCAGCGCCGGCGCGGUCAUUACGGCCAUCGACCGCAGAUUCCGACUGGUGCGGGGUCAUGACCUUCACAUAGAGCGGGUCAAGGUCAAGGAUACCGGCACUUUUACGUGCUCUGUCUCAACGGAGACGAUAAUGGAUGUCACACACAAAGUGGACGUUCUCUACGGUCCCAGUGUGACAACGAUCCCGGAAUCUGGACUGGUGGUGGCCCAGCGAGGGACGGACGUGGUGCUGGAGUGUUCGGCUGAGGGCAAGCCGCCUCCGACAAUAAUUUGGAGGAAGCAGUCUGGCCGUCUGCCCAGCGGCGAUGAGACGUACCCAGGGGCCCGGUACGCUAUCUCCGAGGUCACUCGGCAGAUGGCGGGGGUGUACGAGUGUGUCGCGGACAACAGCCUGGGCAUCACGGCAGUCGGCAGAAUCAGUCUCCAGGUGCAAUACCCGCCCGAGGUGGAGGUGGAGAGCAGCACGGUCCACACCGGGGAAGGCUAUCAAGUGAAGCUCAUCUGCUUCGUGUUUGCUGAUCCCCACGCUGAAGUGGUGUGGAGUCGAGAGAACUCUCAGUUGGACCCCACCCGUCACGUCAUCUCCGAGGACGUGGUCAUGGGCACGCGUCACAUCCUGACCAUCAGGAGCGUGCAGCGGGACGACUUCGACAUCUACACCUGCGAGGCGAGCAACAGACUGGGCUCCAUGAAGGGACGCAUGCUCAUCACAGGUGUGGCAGACCGGGUGAGGAUCACAAGUCCCCCCAUCAGCACGGCUCCGGAGGACUUUGACCUUUCCUGGGAGGUGGAAAGCUACAGCGCCAUACACGAGUACAAAGUCGCAUACAGAAGGAGCAAGUUCAACUCUACGGUGGCGUUACCGUCGCAGUUCAAGGAGGUGAUUGUACCGACCACGGGCACAGGACCGGCCACCACCUACGACCUGUACAUCCAGGCCAGCAACCGGCACGGCUGGAACGCCGUCUCAGACAUGUUCCACUUCUCCACGCUGUCCAAAGGCGAAGGAUCGGUCCAGACGCUGCUCAUGCUGCAGGACGCACUGCCUCCGUAG